Lachancea mirantina is the source of this 4941-nucleotide messenger RNA. Lineage: Eukaryota; Fungi; Ascomycota; Saccharomycetes; Saccharomycetales; Saccharomycetaceae. The record is from the annotation of a GenBank genome assembly.
AUGGAUAUCUCAAAGCCGGUCGCAUCGGAGAUCACGUCGGUCGAUUUCGGCGUGAUGUCCGCGCGAGAGAUUCGCAACCUAUCUGCCAUGCAAGUCACGAAUCCAACGGUUCUGGACAAUUUGGGCCACCCGAUCUCCGGAGGUCUCUAUGACCUUGCGCUAGGCGCCUUUUUGCGGAACCUGUGUUCCACUUGCGGUCUGGAUGAAAAAUUCUGUCCCGGACAUCAAGGCCACAUCGAGCUCCCGGUCCCUUGCUACAACCCGCUGUUUUUCAACAGCUUAUACAUAUAUCUACGAAGCACCUGCUUGUACUGCCACCGCUUCAGACUGAGAUCUGCAGAGGUGCAUGCAUUCGCCUGCAAACUGCGGCUUUUGCAGUACGGUCUCAUUGACGAAGCGUACCAAAUUGACAGUUUCAGCGUAGGAUCGUUGGAUCUUGACGAAGACGACGAGGCAACCGAGGACAAUGGUCUGUCCGGCCCUCCUGUUAACACCGGUGCGCUUCGCGAGUUGGAGGCGAAGCGCACGGAAUUCGUUGAAACAAGCAUCGCCAAAGCGAUCUCUGUCGGCCGCACCAGCCACAACGGGGUCUUCACUGCCACUUUGAAUGAAGAGCGCAAGGUUCUGAUACACGAGUUUCAUAGGAAACUGCUCUCCAGACCCAAGUGUGACAACUGUGGCAUGUUCUCGCCCAAAUUCAGAAAAGACGGCGUGACCAAGAUCUUUGAAACGGCUUUGACUGAGAAGCAACAGACCAACAACAGGGUCAAGGGUCUCAUCCGUCAAGACAUGAUCAAGAAACAGGAGCAAGCUAGAAAAUUGGGCGGCAACGACCAAGGCGAAGUCAACGAAGACUUCAACUCGGAAAGAAUGAACUCCUCCAAACCAAAGACUGGGUCUACAUACAUUCUGUCCACCGAAGUCAGAAAUAUUUUACGCAACGUUUUCAGAAAAGAGCGCAAUGUUCUUCAAUACGUUCUAAACUCGAGACCAAAGCGUGGCAAGUACGAGGUGUCUGCUGACAUGUUUUUCUUGGACGUUAUCGUCGUUCCUCCAACUCGGUUUCGCCUCCCCUCUAAGCUGGGAGAUGAAAUCCACGAGAACACCCAAAAUCAGCUUCUUUCCAAAAUUCUGACAACGUCUUUGCUCAUUCGGGACCUAAAUGAAGAGAUGUCCAAAUUGCAAAAAGACAAGGUAUCCGUCGAAGACAAGAGAGUGAUCUUCAACAGACUAAUGAAUGCUUUCGUGACAAUUCAAAACGAUGUUAAUGGAUUUAUAGACUCCACAAAGGCCCAGGGAAGCAACGGAGGCAAGGUCCCAAUCCCUGGUGUAAAGCAAGCUCUGGAAAAGAAGGAAGGUUUGUUUAGAAAGCACAUGAUGGGUAAGCGUGUGAAUUACGCCGCAAGAUCCGUCAUUUCUCCAGACCCCAAUAUCGAAACAAACGAGAUUGGUGUGCCACCAGUCUUCGCCAAAAAACUUACGUACCCUGAGCCAGUGUGUUCUUACAAUGCCGCCGAGUUGCGCCAAGCCGUUAUCAAUGGUCCUGACAAAUGGCCAGGUGCCACUCAGAUUCAAAACGAGGAUGGAUCUCUCGUUUCGCUGAUUGGAAUGACGCAGGAGCAGCGCAAAGCUUUGGCUAAUCAAUUACUGACCCCAUCGACUCAAAAUUCCACUCAUGCUCUGAACAAGAAAGUUUACCGCCACAUCCAGAACAGAGAUGUUGUCAUAAUGAACCGUCAGCCCACCUUGCACAAGGCGUCCAUGAUGGGUCAUAAAGUUAGAGUUUUGCCUGGUGAAAAGACUCUCCGUCUGCACUAUGCGAAUACUGGUGCUUACAAUGCAGACUUCGACGGUGACGAGAUGAACAUGCACUUCCCUCAAAACGAAAAUGCCAGGUCCGAGGCUUUCACAUUAGCUAACACAGACUCUCAGUAUUUGACACCUACAUCUGGCUCGCCUGUUAGAGGUCUAAUUCAGGACCACAUUUCUGCAGGAGUGUGGCUAACCAGCAAAGACAGCUUUUUCACCAGAGAACAAUAUCAGCAGUACCUCUAUGGCUGUAUACGUCCCGAAGACGGCCAUGCCACGCGAGGCAAGCUAGUGACAGUACCACCUGCUGUGUUCAAGCCAGUGCCACUAUGGACUGGUAAGCAAAUAAUAACAACGGUUCUCCUCAACAUAACUCCAGCAAACAUGCCUGGUAUAAACCUAACAUCUAAGAACAAGAUCAAAGACGAUUACUGGAGCAACCACUCCAGCGAAAACACUGUGAUCUUCAGGAAUGGUGAGCUUUUGUGUGGAAUUCUGGACAAAUCUCAAUACGGUGCCUCGAAGUUUGGUAUCGUGCAUUCUUUGCAUGAACUCUACGGUCCUGAAACUGCUGCUAAGGUGCUUUCCGUUUUGGGUAGACUUUUCACCAAUUAUAUUACUUCGACUGCGUUUACUUGUGGUAUGGACGAUUUGCGUCUAACAGACGAGGGGAACAAAUCAAGAGCUGACAUCUUGAAAACUUCCAGAGAUAUAGGUCGUGUUGCUGCUGCCGAGGUUACUAAUCUUGACAACAAUGUCGCUUCAAAUGACCCCGAAUUAUUGACGCGGUUGGAAGAAAUUCUAAGAGACGACAAUAAACUAGGUAUUCUUGAUGCGGUAACUUCCUCGAAGGUUAACGGGAUCACAUCAAAAGUUGUUUCAACUUGUGUUCCUGGAGGGACGAUGAAGAAGUUCCCCUACAAUUCCAUGCAGGCUAUGGCUCUGUCAGGUGCCAAAGGUUCCAACGUCAAUGUCUCCCAAAUUAUGUGUUUGUUAGGUCAACAAGCUUUAGAAGGCAGAAGAGUUCCUGUCAUGGUAAGUGGCAAAACGCUUCCAUCCUUUAAGCCUUUUGAGACCGAUGCAAUGGCAGGAGGUUAUAUCAAGGGUCGCUUUUACUCCGGUAUAAAACCUCAGGAAUACUAUUUCCAUUGUAUGGCAGGUCGUGAAGGUCUUAUCGAUACCGCCGUCAAAACCUCCAGAUCCGGCUAUUUGCAACGUUGCUUGACUAAACAACUAGAAGGUGUUCAUGUCUCGUACGAUAACUCCGUGAGAGACGCAGAUGGUACAUUAAUCCAAUUUUUGUACGGAGGUGAUGCUGUGGACGUCACCAAAGAGUCUCACAUGAACGAAUUUAAUUUCUGCGCUGAAAACUACGAUGGUUUACUAACCAAAUAUAAUCCUUCAGCGCUUAUUGAACAUUUGGAUGUGGAGGCAGCCCUCAAAUACUCGAAAAAGGCUCUAAAACAAAGAAAGAAAAACAAGGGUGUUCCCCACUUCGCCCAACGUAUUAAAUAUGAUCCUAUUCUUUCGAAGUUUAACCCAGGGAAAUACUUAGGGUCUGUUUCUGAGAAGUUCCAGGAUAAGUUGGAACAAUUUAUUGACUCGAGCACAGAACUUUUCAAAUCGCGCAACGGCUUGACUGAAAAGAAGUUUAGAGCUUUGAUGCAGUUGAAGUACAUGCGUUCUCUUAUCAAUCCGGGUGAAGGUGUGGGAAUUAUCGCCUCGCAGUCUGUUGGUGAACCUUCUACUCAAAUGACGUUAAACACUUUCCAUUUCGCCGGUCAUGGUGCUGCAAACGUGACGCUUGGUAUACCUCGUAUGCGAGAGAUCAUUAUGACUGCUUCCUCUGCCAUUAAAACACCUCAGAUGACUUUACCUAUACUAGAUGAUGUUACAGACACUCAGGCAGAAACUUUCUGUAAGUCUAUUACGAAAGUUAUGCUUUCAGAAGUGAUUGAUAAAAUUGUCGUGACUGAAUCGACAGGAACGUCCGAGAGUACGACGGCUUCUCGCUCGUACGCAGUGCAUAUGUCUUUCUUCCCCUCCUCCGAUUACAUUUCCGAGUAUGACGUGUCGAAGGAAGAGCUUCAGAAUGUUGUGUCUGACAUGUUCUUGCACUCAUUGGAGACUGCAAUUGUUAAAGAAAUCAAGAAGCAGAAGAAAACCGUGGUUCCAGAUAUUAGCACUGCUGUAUCCAAAUCGGCUACAAAGGAAACUGCCGCUUCUGCCGCUUCUUUAGACGACGACAACGACGAAGAGGAGUCUCGCAAGAAAUCUAAACAAGCGGUUUCUUACGAGGACCCUGAUGAUGACGAAUUAGAGACAAUGAGGCGUGCUGAACGUACCGACGAGGAGCUUUCCGAGAUGGAAACAAGCUCUUCGGAAUCAGAAGACGAAGAUCAGGAAAUGGUUGAUGCCGUAAAGCAAGAGGCGAAUGACGACUUGCAGGAAACCUUGUCAAAAGCGCAGCGUGACAGACAGUCUGCCGUGAUAUCUUCCCACAGAUUUAUCUCACAGUACAACUUCGAUGAUGAAGACGGAUCAUGGUGUCAUUUUAAGUUUGAUUUGGCUGCUGAUACCGAGAAACUUUUGAUGAUCAACAUUAUCGAAGAAAUUUGCAGAAAGUCCGUCAUCAGAGAGGUUCCAAAUAUCUCUCGUUGUGUUCACCCUGAUCCAGAAAAUGGCAAGCGAGUGCUUGUUACAGAGGGUGUCAACUUCCACGCCAUGUGGGACCAGGAUGCUUUCAUCGACGUCAACGGUAUAACGUCAAACGAUAUUGCUUCCGUUCUAAAAACUUAUGGUGUGGAAGCAGCCAGAAACACGAUUGUUAAUGAAAUCAAUAACGUCUUCUCGCGUUAUGCAAUUGCCGUGUCGUUCCGCCAUCUAGAGUUGAUUGCUGACAUGAUGACAAGACAAGGUACCUAUCUGGCCUUUAACAGACAAGGAAUGGAGUCUUCCACUUCCUCAUUAAUGAAAAUGUCAUACGAGACCACAUGCGGUUUCCUCACGAAGGCUGUUCUGGACAGCGAGCGUGAAGAACUUCAUACCCCAUCUGCCCGGAUUGUUUUAGGAAAGUUGGCCAAUGUGGGCACAGGUUCUUUCGAUCUUUUGGCCAAAAUACCUUCAAAGUAG